Messenger RNA from Bombyx mori (domestic silkworm), 7095 nucleotides. It is a transcript of the gene GABA-B-R2, whose product is annotated as gamma-aminobutyric acid type B receptor subunit 2. Gene Ontology annotation, biological process: gamma-aminobutyric acid signaling pathway; G protein-coupled receptor signaling pathway. Gene Ontology annotation, cellular component: membrane; G protein-coupled receptor heterodimeric complex. Lineage: Eukaryota; Metazoa; Arthropoda; Insecta; Lepidoptera; Bombycidae. The transcript has 32 exons. Gene Ontology annotation, molecular function: G protein-coupled GABA receptor activity. The coding region runs from base 278 to 4441 and encodes 1387 amino acids. The record is from RefSeq and is a predicted model, not a curated record.
UUCGGAGUUUCACGAAAACGUCCACUGAAACUACACUUUUAAUCAUGUGGUUCGUUCUUUAGACGAUAAAGACCAUUUUUGAGUAUUUACUUAAUAAAAAGCGAUAUAAUUUGAACAUAAAAUAAAUGAAGAAAACAUUUAAAAUUGCGUGAUAUGUGUUUAUCUUGAAAUGUAGCUUCUCAAACAAUUCAAUGAUCCGUCAGAUCUGAUUUUGUGAUUUAUUUUGUUUGUGCUAAUGUGAGUUUGGCUGUUUAGAACUUAAAGUGAUUUACCUGAGAUGAAGAUGCUUCUCAUAUUGCUGGUUGUGGUGGCGGUCUGUCGAGGUGUACCUCAGAAGCCGAACCUGGACGCGAUACUUAACCGAAGAACCGACGUAUACAUAGCUGGUUUCUUUCCAUUCGGUAAAGGAGUAGAGAAUUCCAAUACUGGGCGCGGUGUGAUGCCGAGUGUGAAGCUAGCCCUGGAUCACGUCAACGAACACGACUCGGUGCUGAGGAACUACCGGCUUCACAUGUGGUGGAAUGACACGGAGUGUAACGCGGCAGUAGGUGUGAAGUCGUUUUUCGACAUGAUGCACAGCGGUCCUCACAAGCUGAUGCUUUUUGGAGCCGCUUGCACGCACGUCACCGAUCCCAUAGCGAAGGCUUCUAAGCACUGGCAUCUUACACAGCUUUCUUACGCCGACACCCACCCGAUGUUCACAAGAGAGGCUUUUCCAAAUUUCUUCCGCAUCGUGCCUUCAGAGAACGCAUUCAAUUUGCCCCGGAUCAGACUACUGCAACACUUCAACUGGACCAGGGUUGGGACUAUUUAUCAGAACGAACCAAGAUAUGCUUUGGCUCACAAUCGACUACUGGCUGAUUUGGACACCCACGGAUUCCUGAUUGAAGAAACUCAGAGCUUCGCCACUGAAGUAAAAACCGCGUUGGCCAAGCUUAAAGAGAAAGACGUCAGAGUCAUUCUUGGAAACUUCAAUGAAACCUGGGCCCUGAAGAUAUUCUGUGAAGCCUACAAACUUGAAAUGUUUGGUCGAGCUUACUCCUGGCUCCUGCUGGGGACCUACAGUAACAGCUGGUGGACGCGACGGGCACCUUGUUCCCGCCGGAACUUGACUGCCGCCCUUGACACCGCCAUUCUCACGGAUCUGCUGCCACUGUCCACCACCCAGGAGACCACCGUUUCUGGCAUUACGGCGAAAGACUAUCAAGUGGAGUAUGACAGGAGACGAGGAAUGGAAUACUCGAGAUUUCACGGCUACACCUACGAUGGUAUAUGGGCGAUGGCACUAGCGAUACAGACGGUGGCACAACGAGUAAAGCUGAGGAAUAAGGAGAAGACAGUGCAGGACUUCCGCUACAGAGACAAGGAGUGGGAGCAGUUGUUCCUGGAUGCGCUUAGUAAUGUGACAUUCGAAGGAGUCACCGGUCCAGUCCGGUUCUAUGACAACGAACGCAAAGCCUCUAUUCUAUUGAAGCAGUUCCAAGGUGAUGAAGUAGGGGAAGUGAAGGUGGGGGAGUAUUGUGCUGAGAGAGAUCAUCUGGACCUGACUAGUUGGGAGUCAUUCAAAUGGCUGGGCAAGAAUCCUCCGAAAGACCGAACGCUGCGGCUCAUAGAGCACACCCAAGUGAACAUCACUAUUUACUCUAUCUUGGUCUCCUGCUCCGUGCUGGGUAUACUCCUAGCCACCGGCUUCCUCGCUAUGAACAUACAUUACAGGAAUCAGAGGUACAUAAAGAUGUCUUCACCGCAUUUGAACAAUCUCAUCAUCGUGGGCUGCAUGCUCACCUACCUGAGCGUGAUCUUCCUCGGCUUGGACUCCAGCCUCAGCAGCAUCGGUCUUUCUCAGGACACGCCGCGCGGAGCUGCCUUUCCCUACAUUUGCACCGCCAGAGCUUGGCUACUAAUGGCCGGUUUUAGUCUCGCUUUCGGAGCCAUGUUCUCAAAGACUUGGCGGGUCCACUCCAUCUUCACUGACGUCAAGCUAAAUAAGAAGGUCAUUAAAGAUUAUCAGCUCUUCAUGGUCGUGGGAGUGCUUCUCUGCAUCGACUUGGCAAUAAUGACGACUUGGCAGAUAUCUGAUCCUUUUUACAGAGCAACGAAACAGAUGGAUCCUUACCCUCACCCUUCGAGCGAGGACAUCGUGAUAGUUCAAGAGAACGAAUACUGUCAAUCAGAACGGAUGCCGAUCUUCAUUGGAGUCAUUUACGCUUACAAGGGCUUGCUGCUGGUAUUCGGAGCGUUCCUGGCGUGGGAGACCCGUCAUGUCUCUAUACCAGCCCUGAACGACUCUCAACACAUCGGCUUAUCUGUUUACAACGUACUCAUCAUGUGUAUUAUGGGCGCAGCUAUUACUUUGGUGCUAGCUGACCACAAAGAUGCCUUGUUUGUAUUAAUUGGCAUCUUCAUAAUUUUUUGUACGACGGGAACUCUCUGUUUGGUGUUCGUACCGAAGUUGUUGGAGCUUCGCCGUAACGGUCAAGGCGGGGCGGGGGCGGGACGCAUCCGUGCCACACUGCGACCUGCCUCAGGGCACGAGUGCCGCUCGCCCGGACCCGAGCUGGAGAGGCGCCUCAAGGAGCUGAGACAGUACAACAACCGCUACAGGCGGACGUUGCAGGCCAAGGAGAAUGAGCUUCAGAUGCUACUCAGUAAGCUUGGCAGUGACGUCACUUCGGAAUCGUCCACACGCGGAGACUCUCGGUCGCCGGCAACUCAGCGCAUAAAGCUGCCCAUACCGAAGGAGAAUAUUAGCCACCCUGAAACAAGCGACAUCACGUCUGUGUGCAGUCUGAGCGCCUCAGCUGGCGCGGAAACUGAAUACAUCAAUCUGCAGCCACAACAAUCUAUCGAGAAACCAAGGCCUUCAGCUCCUCCUGAGCCAAUCAAAGACCUAACACCCAAAGAGCCAAAGAAGGAGCAGACGAAAAAUGUGUCUUUCAAGAAUCAUCUGGAUUACACCAGUCCUCCGCCUACAUCCAAAGCUGUCCCGGAGAAAGAUCAGCUCGCGAAAUUGCCGUAUGGUUGGUCUUCUGAAGUUCGGGAACCAUUAGGGCCGGCAUUAAAAACAUCUAAAACUCCGGAGCCAGCUAAAGCUGAAGCUAAAACCGUACCGGCUCUGAAAAGCAACGACACCCCGCCAGCGAUGUCUGUGCCAGCGAAAAUCCAGGAGCCGAUGUAUACCAAGGCAGCCACACCGAAGAUCAAUAAGACGCCAGAACUUCAAAAGAAAGCUGCUCAAGACUCGGUGUCGACCAAAACAACUCCAUCUCGGGAACACAAGCCCGCUAGAGGACAUAGACGUAUGUCCAGCCUCAGCCAGAGUGCUCUCCUCACUGACCUCAUGCAUGUCUCCGUGGACCAGGAUGAUACAGAACCGCCCCCUGGUCUUGAAAGGAAGGUUAUAGGUCAAGAAAGAGAUCCUCCACCACCUCCAAUUGCGAAACCCAAGCAAGAACCGGAAGAUAUUCUGGACGUAGACCAUGAUUAUUCUUCAAUGGAAAGAAGGAAAUCUUGCCAAAGAAGAGACUCGGAGAAAAGAAAAAAAGAGAACUUCAUAGUAGUCCAGAGCGACCUGUGGGACACUAACACAUUUCAGUACACCUGCCAAAAAUCUCCUCCAGCCAGUCAUCAUCACACUCCGAUGCAGCGAAGUGUGUCGGAGAAGAGCAGACAGCAGCCUUCACCGCAUCACCAAAGGGAAGCGGAUAGAACUGUGGAGAGAAGAGCAUCAAAUGCUUCAAUUAAUUACGGUCCGGCAAGAGGAGGCACGCCAGAAGGUUAUCGAGAUGCGGAGACGCUGCCAAUGUCUGAUCGACAUGCCAAGCGUCGAGGAUCUGAAUUCCCGCAGCCGGUGAGCACUCCUCCACAGCAGUCGCAAACAAAACGAAGACAGUCGAUGGCACAGGUGAGAUCUUACGCGGAAGAGAGGCCAGAUAAAACGGAGAUCUCUCGAAGACACGAGGAGCCUAAAAAGAAACAAGAACCUGUCCAGGAAUCAGAAUGGAAGCCGGAGCCUGAUACUAUUAGAGUGUCGAAAACCCAGGAUUCUCCUGCGAAGAGGCUGAGGCAGGAGGCUGAACCGUUGAAGAGAGCGAAGGCUGUGGAGUCUCCUAGGUUAACCCAGGCCGGCAGUCAGCCUAGGCCAGAACAUUACAAGAGCAGCCCUAAUGUCGCGUCAAGGCAUAAAUCUGGCUCACCGAACAAACGCGAAGACAGAAAGUCUGCGUCGUAUAGAAGCGAUUCAAAGCGUCAAGAUUCGGCGGAGCAACGGAAGAUGUACACCGCGAGCUCGGAGUCCGAACUGUUCGAAUGCGCCAUACUCCCUAUCUUCCACAAGCUAUUGACGGAAAGGCACAAAAGUCAACCGCACGGCUUGAACCUUAGUUACGGGGUCAGCUGUCCUAACAUAUCCAUUAAAUGUGACAUCGUUGAGUAUUUGUAGAUUGCGUGUGUUGCUAGCACUAAUAGGUGUAAAGACUCAUGAGCACUCACUAUCUAAUUACGAGUCUUUGUUGCUCCAUUACUGCACGAUUUCUCGUCCACGAAAUUAGCAUUUAUGUGGAAUAAAAUGUUAUUCGAAGCAGCGGCGAAAAUUGCAAAUCGACUUUCGCUUCACACGAAGGAAGAAAUUAUUUUAACCAUACAGGAUAAUAAUUCCGAAGUUAGAAUGCCGAAAUUAGAAUUGAAGUCGUCGUGGCCUAAAGGAUAAGAUGUCCGGUGCAUUCGUGUUGAGCGCGAUGCACCGAUGUUCGAAUCUCAGGCGGGUACCAAUUUUUCUAAUGAAAUACGUAUUCAACAUAUGUUCACGAUUGAUUUCCACGGUGAAGGAAUAACAUCGUGUAAUAAAAAUCAAACCCGCAAAAUUAUAAUUUGCGUAAUUACUGGUAGUAGGACCUCUUGUGAGUCAGCGCGGGUGCGUACCACCACCCUGCCUAUUUCUGCCGUGAAGCAGUAUGUAAUGCGUUUCGGUUUGAAGGGUCGGGCAGCCAGCCAGCAGGUUGUAACUAUACGUGAGACCUUAGAACUUAUAUCUCAAGGUGGGUGGCGCAUUUGCGUUGUGGAUGUCUAUGGGCUCCAGUAACCACUUAACACCAGGUGGGCUGUGAGCUCGUCCAACCAUCUAAGCAAUAAAAAAAAUUAAAAAAAUUGCUCCUUUCAUUUGUACCUUAUUACUUUUAACAUUGACGUAUGCAUUAUAUUAUAACAUAACUGAUGGAAGCGCUAACAAGUCGACAUAGACUAAUUAAUGACCAGCCCGCCGAUUCAAACGAAUACCAUAUAUAGUAUUCUUUUCGAUUUUCGCGAUCCGUGCACAUAAAUUAAAAAAAACUUUAACGAUUUAAUCUCCCGUUUUAUAUUGUUAUCCGAAAACACCACGGUUUGACCACGAACAUUGUAAGAAAUAAUUCAAAACGUCGGAAAUAAUAUAAAGGUAAUAAAACACAUAAAUUUUAUUCGUAAAAAUAGUUUUAUUUGUGUUAACAUAGUUAACUGUUGUUAGUGUUGUGUGGUCUAAAUUUUGGCGCCAAAAUUCUGCUUUUGUCGUGAAGUAAGCAAGCAUUGCGAUUUGACAGGCGACUCAAGAGUUUGACGUGUCUCAAGAUAGGUAGGGGCUUUCAUGCUGUGAUGUUUACAGGCUCUGGUAACCCCUCAAUAUCAGAUGAGCCGUGAGCCCAUCUUUUCAUCUAAAUAAUAAACCAUACGUGUAAAUAUUGCCCAGUAAUUUCCAUGGCGGCGUUCGCAUUACGGUAGGACUUCGCUUCGGGACCCACCAUUACGUGUCACAUGCCUUUAUCAAUUAAAUAUGUAAUAACUUAUAGAAGUAAAUAUUUAUAUUAAGACGGUACAUUUACGUCUAACAAGUUCAUUAACGGGUCUAAUCUUAUAGUCAUUUUUAUAUUGUACAGUGGAUAAUAGAUAAUUAAUUAUAUUGUUAUAAAUUGUUGUAGUUGUGUGUAAAUAAAUAGGCAAAAGCAAAUCAGUGAAGUGCCAUAGUAUCUACGGACGACAGAGCUCUAUUGACAUAAAAAAAUAAUCGUUUUGUGAAGUGAAACUUCUUUAGGUGCUUCUUUAGGUGAAACUUCUUUAACUCGCGACAGAUCCGUUACGGCUAGAGAGAAAAGAUACAAUGUAAGAAGAGCCGGAGUGAGAAAACAAACAAAGCGUCUCUCGAACCACUCGACCGUGGAGAAAGGGAAAGAAUAACGCGAGCUAAGUCGUUUCUCUUAUACACAUUCUGUUUAUGGGAGUCGGUCACUAGAUGGCUUGUUAUCAGUUUCUCAUUGCUCUUGUAGAUGGCAGUAACAUAUUAACUAUCUUAUAUUUUAUUUCUAAUGAAAGAUUUAAAAAAAAAAAAAUCUAUAUAUAUGUACUUUAAAGUAUAUAUAAAUGGAGAAGAGGUCCUUUCUCUUAUAAACAGCAUUCUCUAUAACAAGAGAAAUUUGAUGAAAAAUUAAGAAAACCACAAUUAUACUACUUACCGCAAAAGAAGUUUCACUUCUUUCACGUGCACCAUUUUUUUUUUAAUACUUCAAAUUGUCAGUAAGUAGCGAAAUAGAAAAACAAAUGUAGGGAAUUAAAUUGUUCUAAGCUAUGAGGCGUUAGUCAUUAUAGGUCAGGUUUAGAUCAUUGAGAGAACACUAUCCAAAUUAGGUACAUUUCGACGUUUCUCAAAUAAGCGGACUGUUGCCUUCCUUCUCAAUUAAUCUGUUUUCAAAUAUACAAUUCAAAAUAACAAAAUAGAUAAUUCAUAUAAAUUCUAGUGUUAAUAUAGAUUAUAUUGCGAAAAAAAUUAUAGUCUUAAAUCUAAUUUAAUUACUGUUAAUUCUAGCGCCAUAAAUUUACUAUUAAAAGCACAAUUUUAUUUCAAUUUAAUAUUUAGAAUAAUAAUAAGAAUGUAAAAUACUUAAUCAUUGAUAUUUUAAAAGUCAAUUCAAUGUCUUAUAUAAGUGUCAUCUAUGUUUAAAUUUUGAAAUGUUUCAGUCAAAUGGUAUGUUCUAGUCAUCCGUUGGGUGUAAUCUUAGUUAAUUUUAAAGACUAGAUAUUAAAAACAAAAAAGUUAAAAUAUGUAAAAUAAAUAUUUUGUUGUUAUUACAA